Symbiodinium natans is the source of this 1314-nucleotide messenger RNA. The record is from the annotation of a GenBank genome assembly. Lineage: Eukaryota; Dinophyceae; Suessiales; Symbiodiniaceae.
AUGGGCCGGAAAGGUCGAGCAAAGGGCACCGGCUGGUGGGGUUCUUCAUGGAAUGCCUGGGAGUAUCCCGGGUGGGAGUCGUGGAGUUGGCAAGAUUGGCAAGAUUCGCGACAAGAUACGACUGAGAACAGCGGCAAAGGCUCGACCAGGAAGGGGAAGGUGGGAACAAGCCAUGGCAAUGGGAAUGGACGUGGCAACAUUGGAAACAAGUCCAAGGGAGAUUCGUCUCAAGCAAGUGACAUGGGCCAGGAGGAUGCUGAAGCAACAGUUGCAUUAUCGAAAGAGGCUAAGACCGCAGGCACACACGCAGCAGACUGCCCAUCAGACUUGGAAGGAAAGGCGCAUGAUGCGGCCAAAGAGAAGGUGCCAGACACGCACAAGUCUGGCCACGAGGUUGGUGGCGCUCCGGCUGACGUCCUCAACCAGAACGCGCAGGAGGACGAGGAGGAGUGGCUUCAUGAGCGUCGCUCAGAAGGCGAACUUUGGAGCGAUGGAGAAGAGGUGGAGGAAGCAGUAGAUGCGGAGGAGGAGGGGGAGGAGGAGGGGGAGGAGGAGGGGGAGGAGGAGGCGGAGGAAGAGGCGGAGGAGGAGGAAGAGGAGGAGGAUGAGGCGGCGGAGGAGGCGGAGGAAGAGGAGGAGGUGGACGAGGAGGAGGAGGAGGCGGAGGAGCAGGCGGAGGAGGAGGCGGAGGAGGGGGAGGAGCAGCUGGAGGCGGAGGAGGGGGAGGCGGAGGAGGAAGCGGAAGAGGAGGCGGAGGAGCAGGCGGCGGAUGAAGAGGUGGCGGAUGAGGAGGCGGAGGAGGAAGAGCUGGGCGACGAUGAGGAAGAGGAGCUACAACUAGAGGAGGCAGAGGAGGAAGCAGAAGAAGAAGACGAAGCAGCCGAGGAGGACGAGGAGGAGCAGCAGGAAGACGAUCAGGAAGAGGAAGAGGAGGAGGAGGAAGAGGAAGAAGAUGAAGACGAAGAUGAAGAUGCAAAUGAAUCAGAGGUUGAGGAAGCAUGUUCUCCCAAAGGGAAGGGUAAAGGCAAGGGAAAGGGCAAAAAGGCACUCUCGGACGACGAUGAAUCUCCCGGUUCCAAAGGCGAUCCUGGCAAAGGCAAAGGGAAGACAAAAAGCAGUAAAGGCAAGCUUGCAGCGAAAGGGGCAGGUAAAAGCAGAGCCGUCAGCGCCGACUACGUCGACGAGAGCAGCGAAUCUAGUGAUGAUGAUGAGCGGGAUCCUGCCGAACCUGACGUCAAGGGCAAAGGCAAGGGCAAGGGCAAGGCCUUUGGCAAGGGCAAGGGAAAAAGAAAAGGCAAAAACAAGAUGCCGUAG